Funneliformis mosseae is the source of this 569-nucleotide messenger RNA. The record is from the annotation of a GenBank genome assembly. NCBI's taxonomy places the organism in Eukaryota, Fungi, Glomeromycota, Glomeromycetes, Glomerales, Glomeraceae.
CGUCGAUAUCAACCGGUCAAUUCAUAUCACGAUCAGAUAUAGCAUCUUAUCGUACGAUAAUUCUAAUGGGUAGCGUAUUGAUCACAGUUGGAUCGGGAUUACUUACUUUAUGGAACGAACAUUCUGGAAGAGGUGUUCAAAUCGGUUAUAUGAUUAUCACUGGUGUAGGAGUAGGAAUUAUUAUUCAAACUACAAUUCUUUGUGGACAACAAAUCGUCGAUUAUAAAGAUGUCGCGUCUGUUACUUCUCUUUUAACCUUCUUUAGAACGAUUGGAGCCGUAUUUGGUGUCGCAGUAAUCGGCACUACAUUCAAAGACGUUCUCGCUCGUAAUUUGAAUAAACUUUCAUUACCAACUGAAAUCAAUCUGGCUGUAAGACAAUCCGCUUUUGCAGUUCAAAGCUUGCCCGACGAUAUGAGAAUUCCGGUUAUAUCUGCUUACGUUAAUGCUUUGAGUGUUGCCUAUAUGGUUUUAGUACCAGCAGGGAUAUUAUGCACUAUUUUUGCAACCUUUGUAGGAAAUCAUAAACCUAGAAGGAGUGAAAAAGAGACGGUGGUGGUCUUUGAUUAA